Molecule: messenger RNA, 1847 nt
Organism: Dioscorea cayenensis subsp. rotundata (Guinea yam)
Lineage: Eukaryota; Viridiplantae; Streptophyta; Magnoliopsida; Dioscoreales; Dioscoreaceae
Exons: 2
Coding region: 365-1675 (436 amino acids)
Source: RefSeq, a predicted model, not a curated record
UUUUCAUUUAUUUUAUUUUUUCUGGCUUUAUAACAAAUACAUAAUCUUUCCAGGCUAACUUGUGGGCGAACACACUAAUUGGAAACCUUUAGUCAAGUAUCAACCAUCUCCCCAUCUUUAUUCUGCAACUCUGUGUGAUGAAGAUGCAAGCAUGCAAGUUGGUCUUCUCUCAAUGCUGCCAUCAAUACACCAUUUAUUAUCACAACCAUCCAAACCAUCCAUGAUGAAUUCCAACUGCCAAAUCCAUAUAUUCUUUAGUAAUAUUUCUUCUUCCAGGAAGCAAGCUCAAAGCAAGCUCAAAGAAACAAGCAUCAAUGAGUUAAGUUCUUGAUCACAGAAAUUGUCAUCCAAGAGAAACACUAAUAUGAUGGAAGGGAGAAGAUCACAAAGAAGAGGUGAGAGAAUUCCAACAGUGUUGUGGUUCACACUGAAGAGGUCCAUGCACUGCAAGUCUGAGCCAUCAGAAGUCCAUGACCCAAAGUUUGGGACAAAGCUUGGGUCCAUUCUGACAAAAAGAUCAGUAGGAAGAUCAGGGUGCUCAAGGUCCAUUGCCAACCUCAAAGAUGUCAUCCAUGGCAGCAAAAGACACUUUCAAAGGCCAACAAGUUGUAGUCCAAGGUCCAUUGGGAGCAGUGACUUCCUUAACCCAAUUUCUCAUGAAGUCAUUCUUAGUGAUGCAAGGUGUGAGCUUAGGAUUGUCACUAGUUUUGGAGGGUGCCAUGAGAGUGGUACUGCUACUGAGGUUGUGGGUACUCUAAGACCAGGCACACCAGGCCCUGGAGGACACCUUGGUAAUUUCAGUUACAACCCUUGUGGUUUGAAGAGUAGGACUACUCCAAGAAGGUCACUGCAGGCAAGUUUGGAAAGUAAGCAUGGUGGAGUUUCUUGUGCUUCUUCAUCUUCAACAGCAAGAGCUUCUGUUGAGGGGGAGGAGGAGAAGGAUAAUAAUUCAAUUGGGUCUUCUACUUCUUUGAUUUGUCAAAAGUGUGGGGAGGUUUUUGCAAAGUGGGAUGGUUUAGAAUCACACCAUCUUUCUCAACAUGCAGUUACUGAACUAGUUGAAGGAGAUUCAUCUAGAAAGAUUGUAGAGAUAAUCUGCAGAGCAAACUGGUUGAAGUCAGAAAGCAGUUGUGGAAGGAUUGAAAGGGUUCUAAAAGUCCAUAACAUGCAGAAAACACUCUCUAGAUUUGAGGAAUACAGAGAAAUGGUGAAGUUAAAAGCCGGAAAACUCCCGAAGAAGCAUCCUAGAUGUCUUGCCGACGGCAAUGAGUUGCUGAGGUUUCAUGGUACAACAGUUUCUUGCUAUUUAGGCAUGAAUGGUUCUUCAUCUCUCUGCACAUCAAAAAACUGCAAUGUUUGCCAAAUACUUAGGCAUGGAUUCACAAUGAAAAAGAAGACAGGACCGAUAGGUGUAUUCACAACGGCGACAAGUGGAAGAGCAUUUGAGUCAAUUGAUUUAUCUGAAGAUGAUCCAUCCACCAGAAAAGCUUUGCUAGUCUGCCGAGUGAUUGCCGGGAGGGUUCACAAGCCUCUUGAUAAUUACCAAGAGUUAGUAGGCCAGUCAGUGUUUGACUCAUUGGCAGGAAAAGUCGGUCCCUAUGCAAACAUUGAAGAACUCUACUUGCUGAAUCCCCGAGCUCUCCUUCCGUGCUUUGUUGUAAUCUGUAAACCAUGAUUGCUUUGACUUCUAUCAGGAUUAAUUCCAAAUACUCAUGUCUUUAAAAGCUUGUGAAUUUUUGAAAAUUCUUGUAUAUACCAUGGUUCAAAAAUCCAUUUGUAUCCAAAUAUGAACCUGGUCGAAAAUUUGUAUGUCUAGACACCAACAAUGGCAAAUUGUUUCUUGUCUA